AAUAAUAUAUUUAACAUAUGUGUAUAUAUAUAUUUUUUUUAGUUAGGUCUUUACAAUUAUUUUUUACUUUAUUUUUCUAUUCAAUGAAAAAGAAAUUUUAGGCAAAAAAUAAGUUGAAAAGAAAAAAAAGAAAAGGAUUGCAGAUAAACAAGAUUUUCUGUCCCAUUCAUUUUUAAAUACAUACAUAUUCUAUCCAAUCUGGUGUAUAUUUUGUGGUGAAGACACGUUUGGACUAGAGAUUGCAAAUCAGACAAGGAUGGUGCUUGCACCGUUACCACCACCCUCCCUUCCCCACUAUUUUCCUUUACCCCUUCUCUUCGAAACUAACAGUUAACGGCACAGAAGUGGAAUGCAUUUAUAACGAAAAACGACAGUGACUUGAGAGUAAGAAGAAAACGGAUGAUCUUCGUGCAUCGUGCAAGUGCAACGAAGUUAGUAAAUAUAUCGUUAAAAAAUGGUGCAUAAAUAAACAUGUAUAAACUUAUAUAUAUAUAGAAAUUCAAUUAAAUUUCAAAACAUUAAUUAUAAAUAUUCAAGUUGAUUUUUUUAUUAAAUUAUAAUUCUUUAUACUGCAUUUAUUAAAUUUGAAAAAUAUUUGACAAAUUAAUAAUAUUUGCAUGCAUUAUAUUUGGUGAUGGUUUGAGUUUCGAAGAAAGUGAGAAAGGGGAAUAAAUUUUGUAGGUCACUCAAUUUUCUUUCAUGUUUUAAAAAUAGAAUGUUUCGUUUCGUUCAUUGUAAAAAUGUACAUAUUUUUAAACUUACAAAUGCAUUUAAAUCUUAUAGAUAUGCAAAACUUGUUAUCGUAUUGCUACUAGUUCUAUAAUUUUUUGUUCUACCUGGUGAAAAAAUUAUGAAAUAAGAAAAAUUGUUAAAUAAUAAAAUUUUGUAUUUUUUUUAUAGUAAGAAAGAAAAAAGAUUCAAAGAGAAUAAUUUAUAUAACAUAUCAUUCAUAUGUAUAUAUGUGUAUACACAUACAUACAUUAUUAUUUAUUGUAUAAUAUACAUUCUACGCAUGUAACCCGUUUACUUCCGGAAAAAUAGAAAAAAAAAUAUAUAUAUAUAUAUAUAAGAAAGUGAAGAGAACGUUGAAAUCGUCCUUCAUUUAAUCGUAUACCUAACCGAUUUCAAUUCAACGAAUUCAAAGUAAUUUUCUUUAGAUCGAUCAAAACGAAGUUCGGCAAACUAAUUACAAUAUAAUUGAAAGAUCUGAAUUAUUUGCAAUUUUAAAAAUGAAAGAUAAAUGAAUAUAUUUUCAAUAUACCAGUCGAUGAUAAUGAAAGUGAUUUAACAGAAAUCAUUUGAAUUAUUAAAACACAUAUUUUUUUAUACGCUGUUCUUAAAAUUUAAGAAUCUAUCUAAAAGAAUUAUUUUUUAAAAAUAAAUAUAUUUGCUUUUUCUAUGUUAGUCAUUGUUUAUAUACAAAUUAUUUCUUAAAUAAUUCCAAUCCGAAUGUCAAAAUAUGUCGAAACGAUUUACGAUUAACGAUUACGUACAAUUUACGAUCACAGUAAAUCAAUCAAAAAAAAUGUUUUUCAAAAAAAGUUAGUUGAAAACGUAUUUUACAGAUUGAAUUCGAUGAGCGAAAUGAGCGUUCAAGGGUUCUACACGAGCAAGCCUGAUUCAUUAUCGAUUAUGAAAAAGGAUAUUUUCGAAGUUGUUCUUUAGGAAAGAUAGAAAAUCCAAGGACUCAAGAUCUGGAUCGUUUUGGAUUUUAUCAAGUGACGAUGUAUGCAAUACUCAGCAUACCAUUAUUAUUCUCAGCUGGUUUUGCGUUAUUAUAUGUUUUCACUGCAGGCGAAGUUAAAUACAGAUGUCUCGUUCCGGAAUGUGAAAAUUCUUCGAACACUGUAUUCAAUCCACCAUGGAUUUUAGACUCUGCUCCGAAGGUAGAUGGAACAUUGGCGACAUGUACACGUUAUGUUAUAAAUGAAAACUCUGGAACGUGUUCGUCUGUUUCCUUUAAAAAUAUCACUCGAAAUUGUGAUGCAUGGUUCUAUGAUCCCAACGAACGUACCAUACUUAACGAGUGGAACUUUACUUGUGAUAAUAAUCGAUGGAAGCUGACUUUGGUCGGUACGAUUAACAACGUCGGACAAUUAGUUGGCCUGACCUUUGCUGGAUAUAUUUCUGAUAAAUACGGAAGACGAACGAUAUUAACCGGCGCAACUUUUAUCAGUGGAAUUAGCGGUUUGAUUCAUUCAUUUUCUGUUAAUUAUUGGAUGUUCGUUGCAUUCGAAUUUAUGGAUGCUGUUGCAGGAGCUGGAAUUUAUAGCGCUGGUUUUAUCUUAGGAAUGGAGUUAACUGGAGCUAAAAAUAGAGUCUUAGGGAACACUAUAACAAAUUGCAUGUUUGCUUUCGGUGAAAUCAUUUUAGGUUUAAUUGCUAUGUGGUUAAGAUCUUGGCGAACGCUUUUACGUGUCAUUUAUGGUCCAGCUUUGUUAGCUAUAUUCCUUCCUUAUACUAUACCAGAAUCUGUCAGAUGGUUAAUGGCGAAUGGUAAAAGUGAAGAAGUUGAACGAGUAUAUCGUAAAAUGGCAGAAAUGAAUGGCUUAGAGAUUUCAGAUGAAACUAUUCGAAUAUUCAAAGAAUUAAAUGUCAUCGAACCCGCGAAUAAAGAAUCAUUAGAUCAGAAGACAAACGAAAAGAGACCAAUCGAACAAGUUCUUCACAGUUCCAUCAUCAUGAUUCGUUUACUCAUUUGCUCCUUUUGUUGGUUAACAAAUACUUUUAUUUAUUACGGCCUAUCUUUAAAUUCGGUAGCAUUUGCAGGUGAUAAAUACGUGAAUUUUAUACUAGUUGCCGUUGUUGAAAUACCAGCACAUUUUCUUACCUGGCUGUUAACCGAUUAUAUUGGUCGUAAAGCGACGCUUUCCGGAUCAUUUAUUUUCAGUGGACUUUUUUGUCUUGCUAUUCAGUUCAUACCAUCAGAAGGCUGGUUAUAUGCUCCUUUAAUUUUAUACAUGGGUGGAAAAUGGUGCAUCACUAUGUCUUUUUCAACGAUCUAUCUGUACACAGCAGAAAUGUUUCCAACAAAUUUGCGACAUUCAUUGCUUGGGAUUUGCAGUAUGACAGGUCGGAUAGGUUCCAUAUUAGCACCUCAAACUCCACUCUUGAUGCAAAUUUUACCUGAAUUACCAUUGGUUAUCUUUGGAUGCAUGGCUAUUUUGGCAGGCAUUUUCUCUCUUAUUUUCCCUGAAACUUUGGGAACAAAACUUCCAGAUACCGUAUGGGAAGCAGAAAAUAUUGGUAAAAUGAAACUUCAUACUCGUUCGCAGGAACUACCAUCCUAAAAUAAAAAAUAUAAAUUAUGUUACGAGAGAGAGAGAGAGAGAGAGAGAGAGAGAGAAAGUGAGAAAGAGAAUCAUAUCUUUGAACAUAAGUGAAUCUAUGUUUUAAAUUUAUGUAGUUGUAUAAUAUAGUUAUAAAAUUAGAUUCAGAAUUGAUAUUCUGAUUUAGUUGCCAUUUCAUAUACAUUCGAAAAAAUAAUUAUUGUUACCUCUGUAUUUAAGAAUUAUGCACUGCCUUAUAAAACAUAAUAAAGUAAUUAAUAUAUAAAAAUUAAUAUACAAUAAAAAAUAUUAUGUGAAUAAAAAA
This is a messenger RNA of Vespula vulgaris, 3594 nucleotides long. RefSeq names its product solute carrier family 22 member 5-like. Gene Ontology annotation, molecular function: transmembrane transporter activity. The transcript has 10 exons. Gene Ontology annotation, cellular component: membrane. Lineage: Eukaryota; Metazoa; Arthropoda; Insecta; Hymenoptera; Vespidae. The record is from RefSeq and is a predicted model, not a curated record. Bases 1725 to 3290 code for a protein of 521 amino acids. Gene Ontology annotation, biological process: transmembrane transport.